This is a messenger RNA of Halichondria panicea, 4865 nucleotides long. Its product is annotated as solute carrier family 15 member 4-like. Gene Ontology annotation, biological process: transmembrane transport. NCBI's taxonomy places the organism in Eukaryota, Metazoa, Porifera, Demospongiae, Suberitida, Halichondriidae. Gene Ontology annotation, molecular function: transmembrane transporter activity. The transcript has a single exon. The coding region runs from base 264 to 1835 and encodes 523 amino acids. The record is from RefSeq and is a predicted model, not a curated record. Gene Ontology annotation, cellular component: membrane.
CUAUAAUUGUAGAAAUACUGAAACUAAACUCUUAGCAGUUCAUAACCAUUAAUUUUGGGAGAAAGUUAAACUUUCACCAUUGACAGAUCAUACCAACCAUGCAUGCGCAUACACACAGCUAGAUUGUGCAGGUGUGUCUAUGUGGGCACUGCAUGUAUGUAUAAUUAUGUAUAAGAAUAGUUUCACUCAGAAUUCAACUCCAAUAGAAUUUAGAUAUUGCUGCAUUUACCAAGUUACAGCGUUUAGCCACUGUCCCUACGUACAUGUGUGUGUCUGUUAUGAGACAAACUAACUCUACGAAUGGAGGCAGUCCUCUGGUAUCAAGGAAUAGCUGCAAGUGCAAGUACAGAGUGAGGUGGUUCUAUUCCAAGGGAGCCUUUCUCGUUCUGGUCUGGGUUAUACUGUUGAAUAUAGCCUGUGUAUCAGUGUUUCAUGUGUUCCAUCAACGAUCUGAUGUCAGUUUUGUAAUUUCAAAAUGGCUACUUGCUAUCCCAUUUGUGUCUGGCCUGUUCGGAGCUGUAUUCUCAGGAUGGUUAGCCGACGCUAAGUUGGGGAACUACAGAGUGAUGAAAUACUGUUUUGUACUGUUAUUCUUCCUUUGUUUGCUUUCUAGUGCCUUCACCUUAGUUCCUGACAUUACUCAUUACGUGUAUGUUGUGAGUGUCUUGUAUUGCAUUGGUGUGAGUCUCCUUAUAGUAGCUGGAGUAGCAUGCUUCGUUACCUCACUACAACUAGGCCUGGAUCAGAUGCCUGAUGCUUCAUCUUCCAAUAUCACUAGUUUUAUUGCCUGGUUUGUAUUCAGUAUCUAUGCUGGUGUUUGGAUCCCUACUGUUUCUGAUUUGCCCAUUAUAUCAGAUGUUUUGCGUAUCAGUCGUUCAUCAUACUGGGUUGUCCAACUGUACAGUUUGCUGCCACUUUUGUGUAUGAGUGUUGUUCUUAUUCUUGACUUUCUCCUAGCUAAAAAAUGGCUGAUAAUUGAACCAAAGUCACCUCAGUCCUUCAAAACCAUGUACCAUGUUCUCAAGUUUGCUGCCAAGCACAAAGCUCCCCUCAAUCGCAGUGCUCUCACAUACUGGGAGGAAGACGUACCUUCAAGAAUGGACCUGGGAAAGUCGAGAUACGGUGGACCAUUCACUACAGAAGAAGUUGAAGAUGUGAAGACCAUCCUACGUUUGUUGUCCCUCUGCUUAACUCUAUGGCUUCUCGGGUGCUCGCUUGCAUUCUUCCAUCCACUAAACUAUGCUAGUGUUUAUCCUCCUGAUUGGAAGUUUUAUAUUUCAAGGCUUCUGGCUUUAUUCACAUAUCACCAUUUGUGGUGUGGUAUGGUUUGGACUGUCUUUUAUGAGUUUGUGCUAUACCCAGUGAUAUGUAACAAACUUCCCAGCAUUCUUAGAAGAAUUGGGAUAAUUUCUCUCUUCAUUACAACUCUCAGUGUUGUGUUUCUAAUUCUGGAACUACUACAAAACAAUUACGGUGAUAAAUUAGUUGCUAUUACAUAUGUUACAAUCGUUUUGAAUUCAAUUUCUACUGGUGUGCUAACAAUGUUGCUUGCUAGUACCAUGCUGGAGUUAGUUUGUGCUCAAGCCCCAUACAACAUGAGAGGAUUGUUUGGAGGGUGUAUGGUGUUGGUGUUAUUAUCAGUUCUUAUUAUUGGCCAGUUUUCAUUGAACAACACAUUAACAACGUAUGGGGUUAGAGUAGGCAUCAGUCUGCUUGGAUUCAUCCUGUACUGCCUCCUGGCCCGCUGGUACAAGAGGAGAGUUAGAGACGAGGACUACAAUGUACACGGAGUGGUGGAGGAAGUCUAUGAUCGAUACUUGUCAGCUCAGCAUUGAUUACUGUUAGUGACAUGUGUCGAUCAUAAUAAUUAUUAUGUUCAGGUUAGUUUAUAGGUUGUGUUUACUGUAACUAAGCUGUAUAAUUAUUAUUGUUUGUAAACAUGCAGUGUUUGUACACAUAAUUAGUUAAUCAGGCAAUUUGUCAAUGGACACCUUCGUGGUUGUAUUAUGGAUUGAUGCCAUGUAAGAAUACUAAAAGUACGCGACAUGAUUUUUAAUAAUUUUUUAAAUUUCCAUUUUAUAUUGACUGAUUACUCAACCUUUACUGGUGUGUCUCCAUGGGCACUGCAGGAGAUAUUCACUAAAGAGAUUGUAAUCCAAUAUAAACUGAUUGCAUGCAUGCACAGUAUAAGUGUUUUAGCAACCGUGCAUGCAUGUGUCUGUUAUGAGACAAAGACUCCUAGUAUAAUUAGUUAUGAUCGUCAUAAUGACUACUAGUUAUCCCAAUUGUGUUUGGUUUGUUGGGAGCUGUUUUCUUGUGUUUGCGUUCUAGUGCCUUCACCCUAUAGUUCCUGGCAUUCCACAGUACGUGUAUGUUGUGAGUGUCUUGUAUUGCAUAGGUGGGAGUCUCUUUCUAGUAGCUGUAGUUGUUAACUACCUCACUACAGCUAGGCCUGGAUCAUGCCUGAUUGAGAUGUGCUAGUUUUAUUGCCUGGUUUGUAUUCAGUAUCUAUGCUGGUAUUUGGAUCCCAUAUAAUUAUUGCCGAUAUACUCAUUAGAUAUUGUGUAGCAGUCAAUUAUCAUACUGGGUUGUCCAACUGUACAGUUUACUGCCACCAUUGUGUAUGAGUGUUGUUCUUAUAUCCUUCUCUUUCUAUCUAAAAAUGGCUUGAAAUUGAGCCAAAGUCAUCUCAGUCCCUCAAAACCAUCUCUGUGUUCUCAAGUUUGCACAGAGCUCCCCUCAAUCGCAGUGCUCUCACAUAAGUAUAUACUGGGAGGAAGACGUUUGUCUUGAAUUAACUUUAGUUACGUCUUGAUAAGACAAACUUGUUUAAUUUCGAGUGUCCAUUGAAAAUCAGGUUUUUUCAAUAGCGAAAAAUGAUGACUAUAAUUAUGUGUAUGUGCAAAGAAUGUGCAAAUAAAAGUAUUGGUACAUAAAGCUCCAUAACAAAUCCUCUUAUACAACGUGAAUGUACCGUCUAUAGCAAAUGGAAAUAUGAAAUUGAUGAUAUUUGAGCUGUACCAUGUAUUAACAUUAGAUGGAAUGAAAAUUGAAACCCACUCUCACUCUAAUAGCAACGAUCAUUUAUGGAAAGUGUUGAUGUUCCACUGUUGCUGAUUAUAUGAACCACUCAUGCAUGCAUUAAUUUUUAUAGAUACAUGUGUAAGUGUAUGUGUCUACGCCCACUAAUAAUUAACCCGAGGCGCGUAGUCGGCCUCGGUUACAGUAGUCUAUCAGUCUGUCUGUGUGUCCGUGUGUCCGUGUGUCUGUCGCUCAGUUUGGCUUACCUGGUGAUUUAGGCAUCACAAUGUGUACAUAUAGAACUUGCAGCUAAGGCUUAAAAUUUGGCAGAUUUUGCAAAGAAGUCUUUGUUUCGCAGAAAAGGCGAGCUAAACCUAAGAAGCUUUUUGCGUACUACUAAACGCGGCUAUUAUAACAGAGUCUCUGGGAUCCUACUCCAGGAGCCGUGAGACUCCAGGCUUUUUUGCUGUGAUCCUAGUCCACAGUGUAUAUAAAACCCUGUUCUCAAAUGUUUCAGCAUGCCUCCAGUCUGGUUUAGCUUCUGAGUUGCUGUGCUAGACAGUUUAAUAAGUCAUACAUGAUAAUUAUUCAUCACUGCAUGUACUGCAUUAUAUAACUCUUCUGGUUUCUUUAUAUAAUCAUGUCACGUCUCCAGCCGAGCUAUCUCACUUGUGUUUGGUCUGUACGGAGCUGUUUUCUCAGGAUGGCUAGCCGACGCUAAGCUGGGGAACUAUACAGAGUGAUGAAAUACAGUUUUGUACUGUUGUUCUUCCUUUGUUUGCUUUCUAGUGCCUUUACCCUAGUUCCUGCAUGCAUGACAUUACUCAUUACGUGUAUGUUGUGAGUGUCUUGGUGUGCAUUGGUGGGAGUCUCUUUAUAGUAGCUGCAGUAGCAUGCUUUGUUACCUCACUACAACUAGGCCUGGAUCAGAUGCCUGAUGCUUCAUCCAGUAUCUAUGCUGGUGUUUGGAUUCCUGAUGUUGCCGAUUUACCCCUUAGAACUGCUGGCAGUCAAUUACCAUUCUGGGUUUUCCAAGUGUAUAGUUUACUGCUGCCUUAUGUCUGAGUGUUGUUCUUAUUCUUGACUUCUUUCUAGCUAAAAAAUGACUGAUAAUUGAACCAAAGUCCCCUCAGUCCCUCAAAACCAUCUACCGUUUUCUCAAGUUUGCAGCCAAGCACAAAGCUCCCCUCAAUCGUAGUGCUUUCACAUACUGGGAGGAAGACGUACCUUCAAGAAUGGACCUGGGAAAGUUGAGAUAUGGUGGACCAUUCACUACAGAGCAAGUUGAGAUGUGAAGACCAUCCUACGUUUGUUACCCCUCUGUUUAACUCUAUGGUUUCUUGGAUGCUCACUUGCACUCUUCCAUCCAGUAACUUAUUCUAGUGUUUACCCCCUGAUUGGAAGCUUUCUGUUUCAAAGCUUUUGCAUGGCUUUAUUCAUGUAUCACCAUUUGUGGUGUGGUAUGGUUUGACUGUCUUUUAUGAGUUUGCGUUAUACCCAGUGAUACGUAACAAACUUCCCAGCAUUCUUAGAAGAAUUGGGAUAAUUUCUCUCUUCAUCACAGCUCUCAGUAUUGUGUUUCUAAUUCUGGAACUACUACAAAACAAUUACGGGGAUAAAUUAGUUGCAAUCAAGUAUGUUAUAAUCGUUUUAAAUUCAAUUUCUACUGGUGUGCUCACAAUGUUGCUUGCUAGUAACAUGAUAGAGUUAGUUUGUGCUCAAGCUCCAUACAACAUGAGAGGAUUGUUUGGAGGGUGUAUGGUGUUGGUGUUAUUAUCAGUUCUUAUUAUGCCUCGAGGCGUAGCCGCACGAGGGAUACAGUAAAGCUGACUGUGUGUGUGUCU